UUCCUUAUAUCUUGUUUCUAUCUGUUGAGAUAGCAAUAUUGUUUCUGUUGGCAGGAAAUUUACUGUACAAAUUUACACUGUGUAUCCUUCCAUCUGAGAUUAGCUGAUGUUCAUGGGCACGUCUGUGCUAUUGCAAAAAGUUACCACUGUUGCUGUCCAUCUCUCUUGAUCACACCAUCCUUUCGUUAUCUAUUUUAUUCAACACUGCAGUAUCAAAGGCUUUGACAUUGGAGUGAAUGUAAAAUUCCUGGAUUUGGUUUGCCCAGAGAUAAGAUUUUACCCAUGAGCAGUUCAGGAGCCAAGGAAGACAUAUUGAAAGUCAAAAAUGAAUAUUGAAGUAUCUUUGUUUGUUUGUUGUGUUUGUUUGCUUCCUUGUGUAUUCUGAACCCUCUUUAUGUUUUUCUUAUGUUCAUAUUUUUCUUUGUUGCAACUGUCGCAUGACAGCGGACAUCUAUAUAGCAUUACCUGUGGAAGUGACAUGAAGACAUGUAUUUCUGUUUGAUUUUCAGGUCAUAUAACAACUUGCCUUAGGGUGUAAAAACUUCUGUAGGAAAACAGCCACAACUUUCCUCUUCCUGUUAUGCAAAAUAAAUGAUUUGGGAAAACUAUCAUGCCACGAAACUAUAUUCGAAAAACUGACUGGGGCUCAGCAACCUAUGAGGAGCUGGAAAAAGCAUUCGUUGAUGUCAAAUGUGGCAAAUCCAUCAGAACAGUGGCAAAAGAGAGAAACAUUGGCAGGUCCACCCUGCAGAGGUACAUGAAAAAAGCAGAAGAAAAGAGAGAAAAGACAGUCGGGUACAGAGGAACAGCAGAAGCCAAAAGGAUCUUGUCUGAGGAGUUAGAGGAGGAGCUGGCGGAAAACAUCAGGACGCUGGCAGAACGCUGCAGUGGCAUUACUCCAAAGAAAUGCAGAGAAAUGGCAUUUGAAUUGACACAAAGAAAAAACCUUCCUGUUCCCAACAACUGGGGAGAGCAAAGGUUAGCAGGUCGAGACUGGUUCAGCAGUUUCGCAGCCCGCCACAAUCUCUACUGCUAUAUACCUGAAGCGACAUCUUUGGGAAGUCAUGGACAGGUCAUCAGUUUCAGUCUUGUCAACCAAAAUGAAGUCAAGAAACAAAUCAAAGAGGAGAAUAAUGUACCCAUCUUGAUUCAUGACACUUUAGAGGAUGAGAAUGCUGAGAUUUGUGAUUCAAACCAAGACCUGUUAGAUACUGACUUGUUUCUUACUUGAUGUUAUAUGGUGAACAGAAAAAUAAAUAAAUAGUUUCUCAGUUGUUUAUGCCAAGUACAAACAUUAAAAAAUGUUGAUUAUUAAAACCGUUUCUUGUUGGUUUUGAGAUAUUUUUUACUGAAAGUGAUUUGGAAUUAUGUAAUACAUAGUUAUUUUUUCUUUUGGAGUUUUGUUUAUGUUUUUACUUGAGAAAGUAAAGUGUCCAACUUAUUUAUUCAAGCACUUUUUCAAUACAGCUGUGCCAUUAUUUUUUAUUAACUUGUGAGUUAACUCACCGAGCACUUUAUUAGAAACACCUGUACACCUACUUAUUCAUGUGCUUAUCUAAUCAGCCAAUCAUGUGACAGGAGUGCAGUGCAUAAAAUCAUGCAGAUACAGGUCAGGAGUUUCAGUUUAUAUUCACAUCAACCAUCAGAAUGGGGAAAACAUGUGAUCUCAGUGAUUUGGACCGUGGCAUGAUUUUUGGUGCCAGACUUGCUGGUUUGCGUAUUUCUGUAACUACUGAUCUCCUGGGAUUUUCACACACGACAGUCUCUAGAGUUUACUCAGAAUGGUGCCAAAAACAAACAAAAAAAACAUCUAGUGAGGGGCAGUUCUUGUUGAUGAGAGAGAUCAACGGAGAAUGGCCAGACUGGUUCAAACUGACAGAAAGUUUAAGGUAACUCCGAUAACUGCUCUGUACAAUUGUAGUGAGCAAAAUAGCAUCUCAGAAUGCAUAACACAUCGAAACUUGAGGCGGAUGGGCUACAACAGCAGAAGACCACGUCGGGCAGUUUAGUAGGACCAUAUUGUUCCUAAUAAAGUGCUCAAUGAGUGUAUAUACU
Myxocyprinus asiaticus (Chinese sucker) is the source of this 2055-nucleotide messenger RNA. RefSeq lists its product as uncharacterized. Lineage: Eukaryota; Metazoa; Chordata; Actinopteri; Cypriniformes; Catostomidae. The record is from RefSeq and is a predicted model, not a curated record. The transcript has 4 exons. Bases 611 to 1231 code for a protein of 206 amino acids.